Neurospora crassa OR74A is the source of this 2216-nucleotide messenger RNA. RefSeq names its product hydrolase. The record is from RefSeq and is a predicted model, not a curated record. The transcript is spliced from 3 exons. Bases 452 to 1882 code for a protein of 476 amino acids. Gene Ontology annotation, molecular function: catalytic activity. Lineage: Eukaryota; Fungi; Ascomycota; Sordariomycetes; Sordariales; Sordariaceae.
GUGAUAUCAGCCCGUUGCCGAGCUGAGAUGACUCUCACCAUUUCCGUCGUGUCGUGUCGUGGGGUGGGGUCGGAAGCUUCCGAUACUUUGAUGGCUCUGGAACCGAACACAAAGAACCAAGACGCCGAUGGAUGCCGAGGUCCCCCGCGCUUGGAGCUCUGGAAUAGAAGGGACGACAGGAGUCAUCAUCGUGACGGUGACUAAUUUGGUUGCAUGCAUGAUGGAAGUCUGAACCUCGUGGGAAUAGCUUUAAGGAGCUUCCCCUCUUUUGCUCCAAGCUCCCGAGGGGCUCCUCCCAAGCUGAAUAUUCAUUUUGUGUUCCCUCACUUCCUGCUAGCCUGAUCUUGUUCCUGCUCCCAUACAGGAGUCACCAACAGAGAGGUUAUAUCUUACCACACCAUAACCACAACCCGCCUCGUCAACAACAAUAAUAAUAACAACAACCGCCAACAUGGCGCCUCCCAAAAUCCGCAUCGCUACAGCCUCCCCCUCCACCCAAUCCACCACCCCCGAAACCCUCUCGCAAAUUGCCCACCUCGCCCGCCGCGCCGCCUCCAACCAUGUUGACAUUCUCCUCCUGCCCGAGGCCUACAUUGGCGGCUACCCGCGCGGCACCAACUUUGGGUGCGUGAUGGGCUCGCGGUCGGCCGAGGGGAGGGACGAGUACCUCCGGUACUUCCAGGCCGCGGUAGAUUUGGGGGAUAUCGUUGGGGAAGGGGGUGCCGGGGGGCUGGAGAAGUGGGUGCGGAGGGAGUUAGCUGGUGACGAGAUUCAGGGAAGGGCGCAGGAGGGGGACAAGGGGGACAAGGUGAAGAACAAGAGGGGGGAUGGGACCAGGGAGGAGUUGGAACGUAUCGCGAGGGAGACGGGGGUGUUCUUGGUGACGGGGUGUAUCGAGAAGGCGGGCGGGAGUCUCUAUUGUAGUGCGGUCUAUGUGUGUCCGAAGAUGGGCAUGAUUGGGAAGAGGAGAAAGGUUAUGCCUACCGCUAUCGAACGACUAGUUUGGGCCCAAGGUUCUCCCGCCACCCUUCGCGCCGUCAGCACCGUCAUUCGCGGCGUUCGCAUCAACCUCGCCGCCGCCAUCUGCUGGGAGAACUACAUGCCCAUGCUCCGCCAAUCGCUCUACUCGCAGAAUAUCAACCUUUAUCUUGCCCCGACCGCCGAUGGCCGUGACACAUGGCUACCCCUGAUGAGGACCGUUGCCAUUGAAGGACGCUGCUUCGUUGUCAGUUCCAACAUGUGUGUGCGCAAAGAUGGAGACAAGCAACAAGCCAAGACCAACGGUGACCCCGCUCUCGCCCAGCAGCAGCAGGAGCAACAGCAGCAAACCGGCAUGAGCGCCGUCGCCGACCCCUCGCCAUAUUCUCGCAGCGACAGUCACAGCCGUCCCAAGCAUAUCCGCAGACAGUCCAUCUUCGACGAAGACGGCAACGAGAUCGUCCUGCCCUGCUGCAACGAGCAAGGUGUUGUCGAAGUCGAGGCGGAAGCCGAAGUUGACGACGAGGCCGUGUCCACCACGACAGCCAAGACUUCCUUGUCUUCUGCUGCUACUCCAGCAGCAUCGGCUCCAGCUCCGGCUCUGGCAUCCAAGCCGGACAACAAUGGGAAAACGUUCAAGUCCCCUAUUAUUGAUAGGUCCACUGGUGCCAAGACGGAGGAAGAGUUUGUGUCUCGUGGUGGCUCGGCGAUUGUCUCGCCGUUUGGAGACGUGCUUGCUGGUCCGCAGUGGGAGGAUGAUGAGGGGAUUAUAUGGGCAGAUGUUGACUUUGAGGAUUGUAUCCGCGGACGGCUGGAUUUGGAUACUGCGGGGAGUUAUUCGAGGAACGAUUCCUUCAAACUUACGGUCGAAGGCCUUGACUUGUCGCCUUUGCCAUACCAAUGAGAAUGGUAUUGGUCACGCCGGUAUUUUGGGUGCGUUGCAAAAUGCAGUCGAAGAUGCGAGACUUCUGUGGACGAAUUGAAUAAGUCGUAUUCUCUCAAUAUCCCGUACUGCAGCUAGAUACUCUUCCAUUGAACACUCGCCAAUGUCAAGCGGACCAACUCUACAUGUUGUAUUACCCGACUACUCUAGUAUUACAGUCCAGUACUGGUUUGUUUGUUAGCUCGAGACCUCGUGUCAACUUUCCUAUGCGUCUUCACAGCUAACUAACGCGUGUUGUUACCUUGGAAAUGCCAUUGCUAAUAUUCAAUAUACUAUAUCAAUUCCUACUAGUGCC